AAUACUCUCCCUCUUUUUCGUUAACAAACUCUCAUUUUCAACUUCACUUGUCUUUUUAAGUCCAAAACCUCAUUUUUCUCAAAGACACACUUUCCAUUUCUCAAAAGUAACAACAUUAAUCUCACUAGAGCUCCCUAUAGAAAAUCAAAAAAUGGCUUCACACCUAAUUUUCCUUUGCUUGAUUCUUUUCUCUGCCUCCCAUUUUUUGGUCAUCAAUUGUACUGAAUUUGAAGUUGGUGGUAAAAAUGGUUGGGUUGUCCCUAACUCAAAGGACAAUGAUGAAAUGUACAACCAAUGGGCUUCCCAAAACAGAUUCAAAAUUGAUGACAUUAUUCGUUUCAAGUAUGAGAAAGAUUCAGUGAUGGUGGUAAGUGAAGAAGAAUAUGAAAAAUGUAAAUCAACUCGCCCACUUUUUUUCGGAAACAAUGGCAACACAAUUUUCAAAUUUGAAAGACCGGGAUUGUUCUACUUCAUUAGUGGUGUUAGUGGUCACUGUACAAGAGGACAAAAAUUGAUUAUCAAGGUUUUAGAUAUUGAACCAACAGCACCUUCACCACAAUCUGCAAAUGAGAAUGCACCAAUAGCACACUCUAAAGCUAAUGAAAUAACACCUAUUAGUAUCACAUCAUUCACAAUCUUUGUUAUGUCAUUCUUUGGCAUGAUUUAAGAGUGUGAUGUAGUUUUUAGGUGUUUUGUUUUGUUGAGUUUUUAAAUGUUUAGUUUUUUUAGAUAGGCUUUUUUAGGCGUUUAGUUUAUUUGUUGCUUUAGUCAUAAUAGGAUGAGAAAGUCUUUAUUGUCAUCAUGAUGAUAUUGUUUCCUUUUUAGUUAGUUUGUAUUGACUUUUCCUUUUAUUAAUUAACAUGAUUUACAUUU
Molecule: messenger RNA, 873 nt
Organism: Cicer arietinum (chickpea)
Lineage: Eukaryota; Viridiplantae; Streptophyta; Magnoliopsida; Fabales; Fabaceae
Product: early nodulin-like protein 6
Cellular component (GO): plasma membrane
Molecular function (GO): electron transfer activity
Source: RefSeq, a predicted model, not a curated record